Messenger RNA from Mus musculus (house mouse), 1896 nucleotides. It is a transcript of the gene Ccdc90b, whose product is annotated as coiled-coil domain containing 90B. The record is from RefSeq and is a predicted model, not a curated record. The transcript is spliced from 10 exons. NCBI's taxonomy places the organism in Eukaryota, Metazoa, Chordata, Mammalia, Rodentia, Muridae. Gene Ontology annotation, cellular component: mitochondrial membrane; mitochondrion. Bases 991 to 1458 code for a protein of 155 amino acids.
UCCCCACAAUCCUCAGCAGCAAGGACUGCGGGUCCCAUGAUGCUAUGCUGCUACGCUGGAUUCGGUCUGGGAAGCUUGCUGCGGGACUAACUCGCCGCCCGCAAAUGGGCGCCAGAAGGUUCUCCAAGACCCCGCUUUCUUAGGGCGGUAAAGGCGGGAAGAGAUGGGAAAAGGGCGAUGUGCUAGGGGGAUAAGCUCUGAGUCGUGUUAAGUGUGGCUCUGUGAAGAGGCCUAGCUUUGUAGAAGAAAAACCUCUCAAGUAGGUGCUUUGGUGACAGACCGGAAACUACAUUUCCCAGCAUCCUGAUGGUGAGAGGACUUCAUUGUCCGAAAGCCUCAGCGAAAAUCAACGCGUAUUCCGCUUCCCCUUGCUGACCUGCGGGGCUCCGAGACUAUGAGGAGCCGCUGGAUUUGGCGGUUCCUGCGCCCUGACGGCGGCGGAAUCCGCUGGACUUCAACUCCUCAUGGGCGUCUGUCACCCGCCCUGCGGAGAGAGGACCAAAUGGAUAUAUUUUGAAAUCACAUCAUAAGAACCACAGCCUUGAAGGUCCAGAGCAGAAGUGAACACCUUGCAAUCUUCUGCUACACAGAAGGCUGGAAUAGGAUCAUCUGAGCCCAGCAGUCUGAGAAACUUGAACAAGUCUUUGACCCCAAAACAUCAUUGUACAUUCAGUGCCAAACACAGUUCCUUCCAUUCAGCACGUAUCUUUAGACCAGCUAAAGCUGUUGGGCACUGGGACCUGAGCAGACCAAGAGCAGAAUGGCCCCCACUCUCAAGGUUUACUUUGGUUCUUGACCACCACAACUAAGUCAGAUUAUGAUAGAAGACCAGUGGAUAUAACUCCUCUAGAACAAAGAAAAUUAACUUUUGAUACCCAUGCGUUGGUGCAGGACUUGGAAACUCACGGAUUUGACAAAACACAAGCACAGACAAUUGUAUCAGUGCUAAGUACGCUAUCAAACGUCAGCCUGGAUACUAUCUACAAGGAGAUGGUGACUAAAGCUCAGCAGGAAAUAACAGUCCAACAGCUAAUGGCUCAUUUGGAUUCCAUCAGAAAAGACAUGGUCAUCCUAGAGAAAAGUGAAUUUGCAAAUCUGAGAGCAGAGAAUGAGAAAAUGAAAAUUGAACUAGAUCAAGUUAAGCAGCAGCUGACUAAUGAAACCAGUCGAAUCAGAGCGGACAAUAAGCUGGACAUUAACCUGGAAAGGAGCAGAGUGACAGACAUGUUCACAGAUCAAGAAAAGCAACUUAUAGAAGCAACCAAUGAAUUUGCCAAAAAGGAUACACAAACCAAAAGUAUUAUUUCAGAGACCAGUAAUAAAAUUGACACUGAAAUCGCUUCCUUAAAAACACUGAUGGAGUCGAGCAAACUUGAAACAAUUCGUUAUCUUGCAGCCUCAGUGUUCACUUGCUUGGCGAUAGCAUUGGGGUUUUAUAGGUUCUGGAAGGAGAACUGACGAUGAUGCUGCCGCUGCUGCUGCCGCCGCUGCUGCCGCUGCUGCUCACUCCAUAGAAUGUACUCACUACAAACUCUUCAAAGGGCUUGUGGACUAAAUGAAGUGUUUGGUAUUUUAUUCUUAUGUUGUAUGUCUUUAUGUUGAAAAGCUGUCACUCAAACCUGGCUUGAUAUAGAAGUCCUUAUCCUCUGAUAACUAUAGCAAUAAAAAGUUUUGCAUUUGAGCUUUGUAAAUGAAGUUGGAUUUUAUAUCAGAUUACAUUUUUGAAAACAAUUCUGUAGUCUAUACACUUACUGGAUUUUACUUUCUUGGUUAUUAUUGCAAUUAGAUUUUUAUAUAAAAUAAAAUACUAUAACAAAGUUGGUUGAUUUUUCAAAGUGACUUCCUAUGUAAGUGGCGAUUUUUUGUAGUGAAUAAUAAAUUUUAAAAUAAUGUGUA